Messenger RNA from Xiphophorus maculatus (southern platyfish), 2861 nucleotides. It is a transcript of the gene ddc, whose product is annotated as dopa decarboxylase. Gene Ontology annotation, molecular function: aromatic-L-amino-acid decarboxylase activity; pyridoxal phosphate binding. Lineage: Eukaryota; Metazoa; Chordata; Actinopteri; Cyprinodontiformes; Poeciliidae. The transcript has 13 exons. Gene Ontology annotation, biological process: serotonin biosynthetic process; catecholamine metabolic process; amino acid metabolic process. The record is from RefSeq and is a predicted model, not a curated record. The coding region runs from base 227 to 1567 and encodes 446 amino acids.
UCUCCUGUCCUGCUUACACAUACAAACACACUCAACACGUGCCUGUCUGUCUGCCUGGCUGCUUGUGGACGCAAAACAAAAAGUAGGCGAGGAUCUACUAUCCAAACACUGCUGCUGAAGGUCUCUGGAUCUGAAAGUAAAUUCCAAAGAAAUCACAUCCAGCUGCUUAAAACACCAACAACACGUCCUGCCAAAUCCAUAAUCUGUACUGCUGCCCAGUCGCAUCAUGGAUGCAGCAGAGUUCCGACGCAGAGGCAAGGAGAUGGUUGACUACAUGGCAGACUACUUGGAAAACAUAGAACAGCGACCAGUGUACCCGGAUCUGGAACCAGGAUAUCUCCGUUCUUUAAUCCCCACUGAGGCCCCACUUGAGCCUGAGAGUUAUGAGGAAAUAAUGCACGAUGUGGAGAGGGUCAUAAUGCCAGGGAUCACCCACUGGCACAGCCCAAACUUCUUUGCUUACUUUCCAGCAGCUUCCUCCUACCCCGCUAUGGUGGCUGAUAUGCUGUGUGGGGCCAUCGGCUGCAUUGGAUUUUCCUGGGCUGCCAGUCCAGCCUGCACCGAGCUGGAGACAGUGAUGUUAGACUGGCUUGGGAAGAUGCUGCAUCUGCCUGAGAGUUUUAUAGCCGGGACACAUGGCCAUGGAGGGGGUGUUAUUCAGGGCACGGCCAGUGAAGCGACCCUGAUGUCCUUGCUCGCUGCCCGGUGUAAAACGAUCCGACGGGUCUUGGUGACAGACUCUAAAAAGUCUGAAUCUGAAAUCCUCUCUAAACUGGUGGCAUAUACCUCUGACCAGGCUCAUUCCUCUGUGGAGCGGGCCGCCCUGAUUGGAGCAGUAAUGAUGAGGAAGGUUCCUACUGACGAACACUACGCUGUUAGAGAGGAAAUGCUGAGGAAGAUGGUGGAGGAAGACAAAGCAGCUGGUCUCAUCCCUUUCUAUUUUUGCGCGACUCUUGGGACCACACCAUCAUGUGCAUUUGAUCAUAUCAUGGAGCUGGGACCGCUUUGUAAUAAGGAAAACAUGUGGAUGCACAUUGACGCAGCUUAUGCUGGGAGUGCCUUUAUUUGUCCUGAAUUUAGGCCUUUACUGAAUGGCAUUGAGUAUGCAGACUCUUUCAACUUCAAUCCACACAAAUGGCUUUUAGUCAACUUUGACUGUUCUGCAAUGUGGGUGAAGAAGAGGGCAGACAUCAUUGGAGCUUUUAAAAUGGAGCCUCUCUACCUGAAGCAUGAAAACCAAGAGUCAGGUCUGGUCACAGAUUACAGACACUGGCAGAUUCCACUCGGAAGAAGAUUUCGCUCUCUGAAGUUGUGGUUUGUGUUUCGAAUGUACGGGCUGAAAGGCCUGCAAGCUCACAUACGAAAGCAACAUUUCCUCCCAUCUCUGACCGCAUUGCUGCUCGUUUUUUCCUUCAAAUCCUUCACGGCUGAAUGCCUGGCUCUCUGCGUUCCUUUUCCUCCUCCACCUCCUCCCUCAGGUCUGCUCCGUCAAUCAAAUGAGCCUGUUUCAUGUUUAUUCUACAUUUUAGAUAAAGUGGCAGCUUCUGAGAAGAUUUACUGCAGCUAAAUAAGGCACAAGAUUGUGGCCACUUUAUUUUGAGUAGCUUCUCUUUUUGUCCACAAAAUUUCUCUCUUGUUGAGAAAUGAUGACAUAAGCUGAGAACAACUGGAGGUAACCUGAGAAGCCGGUUACCAGGAUGUAAGCAAUAGAUCUCUGUUUACUGAUGGAUGAUGGACUGAGGGAGAGUUAUAAGGUGCAAAAACUACAUGUGUAGAAUUCAAGCUUCAAACACUAACUAGUCACUCUCAUGUUUUAAAAUAAAUAUUUAAUGAACAUACAAUAAGUUAAGACAGGAAAUAAGGUUACUACGGUUAAUUAUCUACUAAACCGUUUGUAAACAAAUAAAUAAAAUGAUAAAUUGUCGUUGCUCGUGUUCAGUGUGUAUUUUCACACAACAAGAAAAGGCAGGAAAAGUGAAGGAGUGUCCUGACUUUAUUAUCAUGACUAGACUGAUGCUCACUUUCACCAGCAUCUCAAGGGCCUCUCUGAUCUUAAGUGGAUAAAUUAUGCAGCAGCAUGGCUGAUCACUCGCAACCCGUCUGGAAAUCCUAUUUGCUGAAAGCAAAAUCUGAUAAAAGCUAUUACAUGGCUUGGAUGUUAUGCCUCCAAGAACUCACCUCUUGUUGAUGUAAAUCAUUACAGCACUAGCUUGUUUCAUCAGAUGUCAAACUAUUGAUGAUUACAUGCAGUUCUUACAAUACUGCCAGAUGAGUUGUUUAAAAGAUUGCUUUUUGUUACACGACACAACACUGCCAUCUAGUGAGGAAAAUGAAGCAACUUGCACCUUUUAGUUCAGUUUUCUCAUGUUUUUUGAGACACAAUAAUAUAUUAACUUAACAACUAAAGGGACAUAAUAUCCAAACAGUGCAUCAGAAUGUGGAAUUUUAUGAACUUAUUUUUCAAAUGUUUAGUUCGUUAUGCUGCUUCCCCACAGCAAUAGACAGAACAACCCCAACAAAAAUAAGCAAUCAAGCAAACAGCAAGUUCAUCAAAAAGUUAACAUUUUAUUUCAGAAAUGUUACUUCUUCAGUUUCAUUAGUUGGUUUUCUUACUGAAUCUCAUGUUCAAUUAGAAAACACAUAUUUGACGAAUAAUAUGAGAUUGUCUUCUCAGACAAAUGUCUUUCUUGACCCAGUAAUAUUUUUGCAUAGUUAUAUCUCAGACCCUUUAAUUAUUAAAAGCUCCAUCUUGAUGUUUUGAGAAAAAAAAUCAUCAAAUGAAGUUGCAUAUUUGUUUACUUGCACUGUGCAUUCCUGAGUACAUUUUAUGUUGAACUUUAGGGCAUGUUGGUGUCUUCUGU